AUGAACAUUGGCCCUCCUCGUUUCUAUGAUUGCACGCCGCCCUCAGGAUUCCGACGACCACUACCUCCGGGCUACAUACACGACCGAUUUCCUCCAACCGCGAACGCGCUCCUGCUCUGCAUUGAGACCGCGACUACGACCAGGAUAGAGAUGCAAGAUUUGCUCGUCGUGAAUCGUCGCCGCCAUCGCCUAGCUUGGAGACCCGUGAGGAGCGUGAGCCGUCGAGUAUCUGGCAACUUUCCUGCAUUGUCGUCUUUUCUACUCCCCGGGGAUAUACCGCCCCCCCACCCGUUUGACACUCGUCCCCCAAGUGCACUUCUUUCCGGCGGCCCGGGAAGCUACAACUGGAUUCGCGGUCGCAGCCCCAGCCUGCCACGUUGUACCAACUCAGCCGUCGACGACCUCAGACCGCCGGUGAAACGAGCGAAGGACGAUGCGUACGAUGCUUCGGGAUACUAUUCCUCUGCACCGGAUGCGGUCGAUGCCGGGCGUAACUACCCGCCGCCACCGCGAUUGCGUACACCACCGCCGGGGCCUCCGGGCGCGUACUACGACGGUACCAGAGGCUAUCCCCCGUGGGGUGUGAGCCCUGCUCCUUCAGCUCGUGAUCGUGAUCGCGAUUACAUGGACGGUAGAGGCGGAUAUGCGCCCCUACGACAGGCGAGAGCCUGCAUCACUGGACAGAAUGCCUCCGCCGAGAUCACCGGCACCGUAUACCAGAGGCGGCUAAGGAAGGGAUGAGCGCCGGUAUCGUCCACCACGACCGCGAUUACUUGAGAACGCGACGAGCUAGGACAUUUGAUGUACUUCUGCUGCUGUGUCUUGCAUACUUGUUUGCGUGUGCACUGUCUAAUCAAAAAUUUGGUCGCAUAUGCGUAUUCCAUGUUUCGUUGUGCAGUGUUUUUGUCGUGGU
Messenger RNA from Phanerochaete carnosa HHB-10118-sp, 913 nucleotides. RefSeq lists its product as uncharacterized. The transcript is spliced from 2 exons. The record is from RefSeq and is a predicted model, not a curated record. The coding region runs from base 1 to 741 and encodes 246 amino acids. NCBI's taxonomy places the organism in Eukaryota, Fungi, Basidiomycota, Agaricomycetes, Polyporales, Phanerochaetaceae.